Penaeus chinensis is the source of this 1735-nucleotide messenger RNA. Its product is annotated as trans-Golgi network integral membrane protein 2-like. The record is from RefSeq and is a predicted model, not a curated record. Lineage: Eukaryota; Metazoa; Arthropoda; Malacostraca; Decapoda; Penaeidae. Bases 121 to 1671 code for a protein of 516 amino acids. The transcript has 5 exons.
CCUCCGUCAACCCUUUUGCCACGUACGAGUCCAAGUUUCUUCGCUUUUCUUCUCUCUUUCGCGGAAAAGGGAGCUAUUUCGACGCCGAAAGUGAUAGAAGAGAAGGAAAGAUCCACCAAAAUGAAGCUAAAAGGAACGAGAGCCACAUAUGCAGCAUGUGUCUUGUGCGCUGUCUUCAUGCCAGUGAUGUUGGCUCCAGUAAAUGAACCAAAACAGCUUGACCCAAGUUUGUCUCCGGCCAUUUUCAGUAACAGUGCAAAUAUGGAGUUGUCUGCCUCAGCAAAUCCUAGUGCUUCAUGGGAUGCGGACAAACCAUUGCAAAAUAUUACGGACAACCAGCAGCCUCCUGGGAAUUCUGCUCCAACGGUGAUAGGUCCAAGCGCUGCUGAUGACCCUCCUGCAGAAAAACCAUUGUCCACUGUGGCUGUGAAAAAAGAUUUAGAGAAUAUAGUCUCAACUGUGGCCCAAGAAACAGUUGUAGGUAAAAGUGUGCCUCCAGGCAAUCAGUCCCAGUCGCCAGACCCAGAAGCUAGUGCCAAAAAGGAUAAUGCAGACCAAGGGCAAGGCCCACCACCCCCACCCCCACCGUCACCAUCUCCUAGAGAGAGUGAGACAGAGAAAAAGGAGGCUGAGGAAGCAGCAGACCCAUCCGCCAGGGCACCCCAGAUGUUAGCGAGUGGAACUACUGAGGCUCAGGGAGGAGAGGGUAAGGAAGUCAACCCUCCUCCGAUACUCAGUGAGAGUGCAGUGAUAGAUGGAGCCAAACCUGAGGACACUCAAGCCUCUCAAAUCUCAAAUCCAGAGGUCCCUCAGGAGACGGAGACUAAAGCCAAUCAAACACAAGGGUCAGUUGUUAUAGAUGAACAGGCCCAGGAGGCCCAGCAGACUGCUGACCUGGCACAGGAGGCCCAACCAAGUGCUGCCCCAUCAGCGAUUGCCCAAAGUCCACCUGUUGAGCCCCCAAAGUUGCCUGAGCAGACUGCUGCUGAGACACAGGAACCAAAGCCUGUAAAUGAAGAAAUGCAAAAGCCUGAAGUCUCUGAAGUCGAAGCACCGGUGCCAAAGGAACCAGAGCAACAGGCAGAAAACACACAGGACUCUGAUGCAUUGGUGGAACAGCCCAAGGAGCAGGAGCAAAACGCCAAUGAGACACAAGAGCAACCAGAACAACCGGCAGUGGACGAAGAAGCCAAAGGAACAGACACAGAGGACAAUCUUAUCGAAGAAAACAUCAACAAUGAUGAGGAAAUUAGGGAACAGUACGAAAACGAGAUACCUGUUGUGGAAAAGCCUGUGAACGACUACUCUUAUACGAUGGACAGCUCUCAGCAGAGCGCCAUGGCAACCGAUAUGCAGGCUAAUAAUCCUUCCUUCAAUGACGAGCUAGUUGAAGAUAGUCAAGACGACAGAGAGGUCAUCAUCAGCAAUGGAGGAAAAUUCACCGAUGACGAGGAUUCCCACUUCUUUGCGUAUUUCCUGACCAUCAUGGUCUCGGCCAUCAUCUUCUACUUGGUAUUCCAUAACAAGCAACGGAUUAUCGCUCUCAUCAUUGAAGGCCGCAGCCCUGGGGAAAGACGAGGCCGCAGGUCGUCCUCCAGAGGGAAGUACCACAAGCUGGACAACAACCUAGAGGAGGCGAUCACAGCCACGAAAGGCGCAAAGAGACACUGACAAGGGGUUAACAGUUUGGAAGUUUGGGCAAGCCUCCACUGCAACGAGCUGCCAUGAACACAGG